UGGACUGCAGCACGUUUGUUCAUUCAAGCCGAGUUAUUUUGUUAUGGCGAGGAAAGACAUUGCUGCGAGCUUUAGUAGAUGUGGAGAAUGUGGAACCACGCCCGCACUUUCCUGUUUAAGUUUAAUCCAUUCACUUGUGUUUAACACCCAGCAGUAAGCCAUUUUGCUGUGUAUUGGGUUAUGGAGAUGACAAAGCCUGGAGGACAGGGGAGAACAGAAAAGGAAUGGAGAAAAAAAGGGAGUUAAGGGCCAACUUCUGAGUCUGGGUGAUUGCUCACAGUCAGUAUCAAAAUUCCAAAAGAAUUUCCAUCUUUUUGAGCAUGCAAGAUGAAAUUGAGACAGAAGAGAUCAUCAAGGACAUUUUCAAACAAGGCAAAAUCUGCUUCAUCCCUCGGUACCGGUUCCAGAGCAAUCACAUGGACAUGGUGAGAUUAGCAUCACCUGAAGAGAUCUCUUUACUUCCCAAAACAUCCUGGAAUAUUCAUCAGCCCGCUGAGGGAGAUGCUCGAGAGGAGGCCUUAUCCACUGGUGGACUUGACCUCAUCUUCUUGCCAGGCCUUGGGUUUGACAAAGAUGGCAACCGGCUAGGGCGGGGCAAGGGCUACUAUGACACCUACUUGAAGCGCUGUGUGCAGCACCAGGAAGUGAAGCCCUACACCUUGGCUUUGGCUUUCAAAGAGCAGAUCUGCCCCCAGGUCCCAGUGGAUGAGCAUGACAUGAAGGUAGAUGAAGUCCUUUAUGAAGACUGCCCAGCAUCUUAAGUCAUAUGAUGACAGCCAUCCUCACUGUUUUGUACCAGUGUGAAGAAAGUAUGCGGAUUUCCCCCUUGUCAAAAAUAAAUCAAAUGGUACAUUAAAGUGAA
This is a messenger RNA of Cricetulus griseus (Chinese hamster), 862 nucleotides long. The record is from RefSeq and is a predicted model, not a curated record. NCBI's taxonomy places the organism in Eukaryota, Metazoa, Chordata, Mammalia, Rodentia, Cricetidae.